This is a messenger RNA of Misgurnus anguillicaudatus (oriental weatherfish), 2249 nucleotides long. Lineage: Eukaryota; Metazoa; Chordata; Actinopteri; Cypriniformes; Cobitidae. The record is from RefSeq and is a predicted model, not a curated record.
CCACUGUUCUGACCUCUCUGCAGUAGUUUGAUUUAUUUAACAUAAUUGUGUUUGCAACACUGCCCUCUUUUGGUUAACCUGCAGCAGUACCUCUGGCUUAAGUUUCACUUUCAGUUAGUUGAGUGUGCCUCAGAGCAGAGUGCUGGUGUUGUUUUCUCUUGCUGCAAUUUCUUCCUUUUACAUUGUUGCCUUGGAUAUUAUUUGUCCUUUUACAGUACAAUAAGAAAAGUAAAGUUUCUUCGUGGAACUCAAGAAAAGUUAUGCCUUGUGUUUUUUCUGGAGAACUUUAUACUGUUAACUAACUGUCAAGCUUUGAAGAAGCAACUCAUUGCAAGGACAGUAUAGUAAAAGGACAAGCGCACAGCGGGCAAAAUUGAACAAGGUUAUGUGCAGCAACAAUGAGUCUACGGUCAGGCAAACAGUACCAGCCAUCUUCUCAGAAUGAGAGUGUGGAAAAACAGCAAGAAGCUACUCAAAGUGCUGAUGCAUGUGCAAAGUCAGUACGGUCACGUGCUUCAAGACAGUCAAGUGGAGCUUCCACAGCUAGCUCCUCAGCUAUGAAAGCUCGGGCUAAAGCAGAGGCUGCCCGUGCUGAACUUUCCUUUGCCAAAGAAGAAGCCAGAAUUAUGAAGCAAAAAGCUGACCUUGAAGCAAAUCUUCAUAUAUUAAAAAGUCAGAAAGCUGUUGCUGCUGCGACAGCUGAAGCAGCUGCAUAUGAAGAAGAUGAUAAGUCUAUCAAGAGUGAAAUUAAUCCAGAGGUAUUAGAGUUACCUAUCAGUUCAGUUCAACGCACAUCUGAAUAUGUCAGACGACACUCAAGAGCACACUCUGAGGAAUUUCCAUUGAAAGAUGAUCCACUAGUCUACCAAAAGGUGGCACGUGCACAAUGUGAAAUGGACAUGAAUGACACAGAUACUCAUCAUUAUGAGAAAAACACAGAUGUUGAGAGUAGAAAAGCUUAUGUCAAACAACCACAACAAAAAGAGGAAGUUUACAAUAAACCUUACUACUCGGAAACUGCAAGAGAGUCAUUUCAUCCUCAGAAGAAGCCUUUAUCUGAAACUCAAGGUGUACAAGAUGUUACAAAAUACCUUAUUCGCAGGGAAAUGUUGAAUGCAGGUCUUCUGAAAUUUGACGACCGUCCAGAGAAUUACUGGGCAUGGAAGGAAUCAUUUCAAAGUGCCAUACAAGAUCUCAACCUUUCAUCGAGGGAAGAACUGGAUUUGAUGAUAAAAUGGCUUGGUGAGGAGUCUGCAGAGCAAGCAAAGAGGAUUCGCUCUGUUCAUGUGUUCAACCCAACAGCAGCACUCAGCUUAGUCUGGCAAAGACUAGAAGAAUGUUAUGGGUCAUCAGAAGCAGUCGAGCAUGCUCUGCUAAAAAAGCUUGAAUAUUUCCCUAAACUCACCAACAAAGAUAAUGUCAGGCUAAGGGAGUUAGGUGACAUUCUUCAGGAGAUAGAGUGUGCGAAAGAAGGAGGAUAUUUACCUGGAUUGUCAUAUUUGGACACGGCUCGUGGAGUGAAUCCAAUCGUGGAGAAAUUACCUUACAGCUUGCAAGAGAAAUGGGUAGCCACAGGAUCCAAAUACAAGGAUGACAAUGGAGUAACAUUUCCACCUUUUCGUUUCUUCUCCAGCUUUGUGAGACAACAGGCACGAGUGAAAAAUGACCCCAGUUUUGCUUUUACGUCCUUCAACACCCAAAGCUUGAAAACUGAGAGAUACACAAGAAGUGGUAACCGAGCUUCUGUAACUGUGCACAAAACAGAUGUUCCACAAGAUGUAAUGACUAUCCAGCGUAGCUACGGUGAGAAGAUAAUGGAAAGUCCUGAUAAGCUAUGUCCCAUUCAUAAAAAGCCCCACCCGUUAAAAAAAUGCAGGAGCUUCAGAGCUAAACAUAUUGAUGAAAGAAAAUCAUUUCUGAAAGAGAACCGUAUUUGCUUCAGAUGUUGCAGACCACAGCACAGGAAGGUGGCAGGAAGGGGAAAAGUGCAACGGGGGUUCCAGGGGCUGGUGACCAAAGAUAUAGGGGGGAGGGAACGGGAGACACAGGCUCCUGCCAACUCCGCUAUCCGUGGCGCCCUCCUCUUCUUUCCUGGAGGCAGCAACUGGGAACACAAAGACACGUUUAAUCUGGACUUGGAUCGUCCUCACCCUGCUGAUUACAGCUCUCGGGUUUCCUCUUACUCCAACAUCCACUGCGAACUACGAGAGAGAGAGAGAGAGAAAGUACAACCAGCUUCUGAUGUGUAA